AUGGAAGCUUUGCAGCUUGAGGCGCGUGCCAAGGCAUUGAAAAUUCCUCAACCCAAGGCGGCUUCGACAAGGGGUUCGGCUCGCACUGCCUCGACAGCUGCGGCGAAGGCAAAGGCCAAGGCUGAAGCGGAUCCACCACCUGCAGAGCCAACCUCAGCAGCACCCAAGAAACGGGACCCUGCCAAGAAGAUCAUCUCGCUGGCUCGGACCAUGGAGGACGAGAGCCCAGGUAGUCUACGUGGCAUCAAGUUCUUGGGGGAGCUUGACUUGGGUCAUGCUGAAGCGAGAUUACAUCAACUUAUCUAUGACUGGAAGCUCACUGUGCCGGUACACAUUUCCCAAAUCAAACGUGGGCUAGUGACUGUCCCAAUGAUUCGGUGUACCACUUGGUUUGACUACAUCUUGAACAACAAGAGUGAAGUUCUGUGCGCUGGAUGUGACACACCUGAAUCGGCAGUGGUUCAAAGUCACCUGUCGAGCUUCUGGGGCGCCUACAAACUGGAGGACCCAAACCAUGAUGUUUAUAGAGUACAUGGUGGGCAUUUGCACCGCUGUGUGCCCUUUUACUUGUACUCUGACGAGGGGCGUGGAUACCGGAAGUCACCAGUGCAAGUGUUUGCCAUGGAAAGCGUGUUCGGCAUCCCAAAUGCCAAGGAUUACGAAAGGGUCACUUCCACGGGAGAUCUCUAUUAUUUGGAUUCCCAAGUCCAACCAUCAAGAGGGCAUUCCUUCAACAGCCGCUUUCUCUGCUGUGUCAUGCCACACCAAAUGUACAAAGGAAAAGUUGGCAAAGGUUUGUGGUGUGAUAUGGUGAGUGAGAUUGCUUCUGAUUGCUGCAAGCUUUUCCAUGAUGGUGUUGCAGUUCAUUUGAAGUCAGGCAACGGAGUUCAACAGUUCUAUGGUAUUUGCUUAGGCCACAAAGGGGACUUCCCUGCGCUGAUCAAAGCAGGUCACCUGCAGCGUUCGUUCCAAAAUUUGGGUGUCAACAAGGGCAUGUGCCCAUAUUGUGAUGCAGGACAGGCCAAUGUGCCCUGGGAGGAUGUUUCUCCUGAAGCUGCGUGGGUAUCGACCAUGUGGCGCACAGAGCCGUGGAGCAAUGAUAAUGUUUCACCAUUUCGGAUGGUGCCUUGUGACCAAAGCCGAGCGGCCAACUUCUACAAGAGCGACCCCUUUCACAUUUUCAAGAGUUGGUGCAAAGACCCAGCACCGAGCCCCCCCGCAGAGCCCGCCGAGCCCAGCGAGCCAGGGACGGCCACGGAGCCAAGCGCGAAGCGGUCCCGGGCGAGAAGCAGCAAGGCCAGCCAAGAACGGCUUCGGAUGGGAGAAAUCAACGCGAUGCACAACAAUGUGAUCCAAAAGCUUCGGAUCCAGGCGAGCCGUGACUACAAGACCACACCCACAGGGAUUGCUGCUUGGAAGUCGUGGAACCGGGAGUGUAAGCUCACCUGGCGCUUCUAUGACAGCGAUAAUGGCCUUCAAACAGAGGAGGUCACUGCAGUUGCUCCCACCAAGCCAAGAGCGAAGGCGAUGGCCCAUGAGCAGAUGCUCUUGCAGCAGAACCAAAUGCCCAAAGCCAGCGAGGCAGAGACAGAGGAGAUGCAGGAGAGCUCGGAUUCAACAAGGCGCAAGCCGGAGUGCGUGGAGUGCGGGAGCACCUGGAGCCUCUUCUUGCCCUCUGUGCUGCGCGCCGUGCUGGGAGAAGGCGAGAGAAAGCCCUGGCCGCGUUCCGCGGCGCGAGCGUUGAUGCAUGAGCUCUUGGACACCGCGCAGAGCCACAGCAGCGAGGGAGGUUUUCCAGUAGAUCUUUGGGAGUCCUUGCUCGAUGAGGCCAGCUUCGCUGUGCGACACUACUUCAUGGCGCUGCCAGCCUUGCGACAGAUAGCGGGUUUUUCUCUCAAUGAUGCCUUUCCUGGACCUCAGGAGAAGGACCGGUCAAACCUGGGCACAGCCACGGCAUCCGGGGACUUGGCCACGGAGUACUUCCAGCGCUUCCGGAAUCUCUUGGCAUUGGAGCGACACGGAGGGCAACUUGGAUUGCAGAGGGCGGACCGACUGCAGGCAGAUAGGCUCAUGUCGGGCAUCCAAACCUACGAGUUGGAUCCCAAAGCUGCCUGCAGCGUCCCCACCCUGGAGGUCCACCUCUGCGAGGCGGUCUCUACCGCAGCUUCCGCGUCGAUCUCGGGUAACAUCUUGGAGCUGGUGGAGGUGGGCGUGGGACAGAGUGGGGGAACAAGCAGACGCAUCGUGAAAUCAGAGCUGCAAGCGGAUUGGGGCGCGCGUCCGCUCCGCGCGAGUGACCUGGUGUUGCUGGUGCCCAGUGAGGCGGCGGAGGAGGUCGAGAUGGGGAACAGUACGGGCUGGCAACAUCCGGAAGCCUGGCUUGCGAGCGUGAGCUCCAUUACUGGCAACCCACGCAUGGGCGAGGAGGCCCACAUCCGGGCAUGGUGGGAACCUAGCCGCUUCAAAGGGGAGGUGCGGCUGAAUGUGCGGCGGAUCUCCGACUUUGCUGCGGACGUGGAGCUCAAGGAGGGGGGCCAGAGGCUCUCACCGAUCACUGUCGGUCGGAAUUUCAAGCUCUUCUUCUUAGCGAUGGAAACUCCCAUGGAUCGACAGCUCACAGCUUUGAGAUGUUUGACUCGCGUGAAGUUGCCGGCUUGGAGUGAGAACUACGAGAGUAAGCCCAGCUAUCAGUAUUUGGAUGAUGUUCAAAAGCUGCUGGUGGCUGGCCCAGAGGAAGCUGUGCAAAAGGCCACUGCAGCUGCCAGGGGUGGACUCACGCGAGAGCUCGCGGAGAACAACUUGGAGAUGCUCGGACCAGCAUGUCUACAGAGGUUGAACAGCCGAGAGCUGGCCUUGAACUCUGGUCAGGUGAUGAGGCUGGCAAGGGAUUACUCGCUGAUUGCCGCGCUCACCCCCUCGCAAAACGAAGCCGUGCUGAAAGCGUUGGAGCAACGCUUGAGCUUAGUCCAAGGCCCACCAGGCACUGGGAAGACGCAAGUGGCAUGUGCCAUUCUAGCGGCCUGGGCGAGCAUCCAUGCGCCCAUGGGCGAGAAGAUCCUUGCAGUGGCAGACUCCAAUGUGGCCGCGGAUAACAUUUAUGUGCGCUUGCAAAGGAUGGGAAUUGAUUGCACACGAGUGGGGCAGGGGAAGGAAGUCGAGGGCCUUUCUGGAGAAAGCAUGUAUCGAGAAGUGCAGCGCGCAAAGAUUUUGGUGGCGACCUGCAUUGGCAGCGGCAUGGAGGUUUUGACCAAGACUGCAGGUGAAUUCCGACGAGUGCUGGUGGAUGAAUGCACUCAAGCUUGUGAGCCCUCGGUCCUGGUGCCCUUGGGUCGGCACUGUGAGCAGGUGGUGCUCAUCGGGGACCAUGCGCAGUUACCGGCCACGGUCUUGUCGAAGGCAGCAGCCUCUGACGGCUUGGGCUUGAGCCUUUUCGAGCGAAUGGCUGUGACCAACGGACUGGAGCCCAGUUUGCUUCUGGAGCAGCGGCGGAUGCAUAGCUCCAUCGCCGACUUCCCCAACGAGAUGUUUUAUGCAGGUCAGCUGGUGAACGCUGCGGACGAUGUGGCCCUCGAGGCAGUUCCCGGCUUCCCAUGGCCCAACCCCGACUGUCGCGUCGCCUUCGUGGACGUGGCGUCCUCGAGCGGCCUCGAGGGCCGCCGCGGCUUCUCCGCCUUCAACACGGCGGAGGCAGAGGCUGUGGCUGAAACGUUGGAGAGGAUCAUCAACGCGGGCUAUCCACCGAAUCAGAUCGUGGUUUUGACUGCCUAUCUGGCGCAGAAGCAGGAGCUGCGGCGGGCCAUCGAAAAUCGUGGCCUCGGGCAGUAUUUAAGCUCUUGCCAUGUGGAUACCAUCGAUGGCUACCAGGCGAAUCGGCGAACUGCAGACUGCUAUGGGACCGGACCUUGCCGCUACCGCCGUGGACGGUCUUGGUCUGCUAGAGCUGGUAGUGCUCAGCGGAAAACAAAACGCCAGAUUCCAUCUAUUUGA
Durusdinium trenchii is the source of this 3987-nucleotide messenger RNA. NCBI's taxonomy places the organism in Eukaryota, Dinophyceae, Suessiales, Symbiodiniaceae. The record is from the annotation of a GenBank genome assembly.